UAAAAAAAAAAAGGGAUAAAGAAAAUAAAAUUUGUCCAGCCAAGUCCCUAGAGUCCUCCUCAGUCUGGCCAUCGCCUUUGGAUUCACAGAAUUGUUAAAGGGCUGCAAGAAACUUGAAAGAUUAUCGAGCAGAAUGUCUUCAUUUUAUAGAAGAAACCGGAUCUCGGAGAGGAAGUGCUUUUUCCACCAUUAAAAAAAGUAAACAACAGGUCCCGAGGUUCGAACGCGAGACGAGGGGUUCACCCAGCCUGCCAACCUCGAGCUUUGUACUCCUCGGGCUCUCGAACUGACAGCUAACGGAUCAGACUCCCGUGCACGCACCAGUACGUUAUUUGAGUAACGCUUCCGCGUGAGCCGCGGACCCAAUAAAUGCACGCGCAGUUCAGUUCCCCUCCUUAGUCGCAUUUGGCUCUAGAGCGGAAUCGGUUAUAACUGCUGUGGGCUCACAGGUUUCUAAACCUCCGGCUCGGGUUAUUGAUAUUUCCCCUUUUAGUUCCUCCUUUAAUUCCCCGCUCCCAGCAGGAUGAGGGGUCCUAGGGAAGACUCCCGUGCGAGUUCUCUCUCCCAGCCGUGAAGGCUGCCUCCGAAAUGAAGAAAUUUUUCAAUUUCGGCAAGAAGAUGCGGCAAUCUUCAUCUGGCCGCUUCAAACUGCCGAAUUCCUGUGGGGUCCAAACACUCUGCCCCACCGAAGGAUAUCAGAUCCGGAGCAAGGAUCUCGGGAAGAUCCAUAAAGCUGUCAUGCUCGGAGAUGUAGCGAAGGUGCAGAAGCUCCUGCUGCUCGGAAAAAACACCGUAAAUGAGCUGGAUAAAGUGAAGCGAACACCUCUUCACCUGGCUUGUGCUAACGGAUAUCCAGAUGUUGUAUCUCUCUUAAUAGAGAGAAAAUGUGAACUAAACUUGUUAGAUAAUGACAGUCGAACACCUUUAAUGAAGGCAAUAGAGUGUCGACAGGAGGAGUGUGUAACAAUCCUGCUGGAACAUGGUGCAGAUCCUAAUCUUGGGGAUAAUAAGAAGAACAAUGCACUUCACUAUAUUGCCUCUGGUCAGACCAAAUUUAUGGCAGAAAAACUGAUCAAGCACAACAUUGAUAUUGAAGCAAAAAACCAGGAAGGCCUUACACCACUUUUGCUUGCAAUUACAACAAUGAACACUGAAAUGGCAGAUUUUCUCUUAAAGAAUGGAGCAAAUGUGAAUGCCUUGGAUAAUUGUAAAAGAACGGCCCUUAUGAUUGCUGUCAGUGUGGAAUCAAUAGACUUGGUCACUGUUCUUCUUCAAAAUAAUGCUGAUUAUACUCUCCAAGAUGUAGAUGGAUGGACAGCUGAGACAUAUGCUGAGCAGCAUGGUUAUCCUCUACAUAUUUAUAACAAACAAAUUGAAGAACAACAGGAAUGUCAUAAUUCCUGUCCACCCCAAAUUGGCUAUGAAGAGAAGCCUUCUUGGAGUGGAUUUGCUUUGGGUGUAUCAUUCCUGGACAAAAAAGCGAAAGAAAGUUAUGCAGAAGAUUCUAUAAACAACAGCCUCUCUGACAACCCAGGACCUGCCAAUCACUUGCCAAGCACAAAAAGUGAAUUGGAUUUUUAUACGGAGGUGAAAGAGGAAAACCAAAAGCACCAAUAUAAUAAAAUGGAAACAUUGGAGAGAAAAGAUAAUAAUUUCAAUGAAAACAGAAAAACUGGCAAAGAAUUAUUUUCUAUGGAGAUUCAUUAUCAGCAUGGUAAAGAUGAGGAAAAUAAAAUUCCCGGGGAAGAAAUUCCAAUAACAAGCAUUUCCUCUAAGGGAAAUUUAGUACCAGUGCACCAUGCUUUAAAGAGGUUUGCAAAGAUUACAUUAAAUGAAAACAAGGAUAAAGUGGAGAUGGAUACAGAUACUCUUGAUGGCUUCCCUCUGGACACAGGCACAGAGGAUUCUGAUUUUUCUACCUCAAAUUAUGUUCAAGGUGCUUCUUGCCUUUGGGAAGAUCAGAACAGAGUUCUUGCAAGUGAGUUAUCAGUGAAAUUUAAAAAGUCACGAAUGAUAAAAUUCACAAAGAAAGUUACGGCUUUUGAAAACACAGAGAACUGUACACUACUGGAAACUGAAUCUCAACAAAAGCAUCAAAAAGUACAAUGUGAGAGCAGAAAAAACAGAGAAAAACUACAGACAGAAAUUCAUUUCCCUUCCUGUGCAAGUUCUGCCACAUUUGUUCAGGAAUCUCAGGCAUUAAAACUAAACUUUCAGCAAGCACAAGAUGAGUGGCUUCCUUUAAAGGACCAACUAAUAGAGAAGAUUGACAACCUGUCAAUUCAGCUUUCUAAAGCUAAAGAUGAGAAAUACCAACUAUGUGAAUCCCUUAAAAUGACAACAUUAGUAUUAGAAGAAACACAGAGAAAAUUAAAGAGCAAUGAUAAAAUAAAAGAACUUGAAUUCAAAAAUUACAUACAAAAGGAAAAAUCAAACAGAUCAUUUUUCACAAAAGAGGUCAUGCAAGAAGAAUUAACCCAAAUGCCAAGGGAAAUUCAUGUGCUUCAACAACCAUUUGAAGAUGCCCAAAACGAAGGGGCCUUCAAAAUACUGGUAUCUGAUGAUAUCCAGGUGAAGUUUAGCGCUCGUUCCAGGAUUCUUACUGCUAACGUUAAAAAACAAGAUCGUGUGGAAAAAGAGAAAAAAAAGAAAGAGGAAAAAGAGUCAAUUGAUGAAUAUUUGCAUAUAAUAGAACAAAUAUAUAAAAAGGAACAGGCAGAAGAUGAGGAUACCAUAAGAAAGCUUCAACAAGAACUUGCAGAUUGCAAAAAUGAACCAUGCAUGAAUUCACAAGAGCUUAUAUCACUUUAUCAAAGAGUUUUGGAAUGGGAAAAACAACUACAGAAGGAAUUAGAUCAAAAGAAAAGAAAACUGCAGGAAUCCCAAGAACAGAGCAAACAGUCACAGCAAUAUAUUAAUGAAUUAGAAGAUUAUAUGCAAAAGCAUAAAAUGAAAUGUGUUACAUUUGAAGAUUCAGUCAAACAGCAAAUGGACAAAAAAGAGAAAAAUUGGAAAAAUAUUUUCGAUUAUACUAAUUUAACACAGGAAACAGAAAAAGAUAAUUUUAAUGAACAAAUGGAGUAUCAACUUCAAGGACUGAAUGCUGAACUCUCCAAAAUGAAAAUCUCAAAUGAAAAGUAUAUAGCAUCCCAAGAGCUACAGGAUAUGGGGUCAAGAUGGAGGAGAGGAGACAGGUCUUUAUCUGAGCUCUUCCUGGAGCCCCUCAGAUCAGCAACAGAUCAAACCACUGCACUGGCUUGGUGGGACAUAAUCCACAAGUAUUUGGCUGAUAACAAAUGUGGAACAGAAGAAAUUUGGGAAUAACUUAUGAAAAGGUCCAGAGAGAGAUUCAGCAGUAGAAUCACCAGUUCUUCAUUAUCAAUGAGCUAGCCAACAUAGUUAAUUGUAAACUUCCCAUUAAUGAGGUUAAAAUAGAUUUUUUUUGUUUUAAAGUUGUUUAACAAGGAGCAAUUAAAUGAUCAUUUAUUAAUUUAUUAAUAAAUUCCUCAGCAGAGAAAUCUCUUAAAAUUGGAUUGAAUGGGAACUUUCAGUGGUUCACACUGUCUCAAGGAACUCAGGAUUAAGAUCAAUCCCUUGAUUUUAUGGAAGAGAUUCCCCACUUCAUUGUUCUGCCCCAACACCUUCAAAGAGCAAUAACUAAGAAACUAAUAAAACUAAUAAAAUAAUAAGAGUAGAACCACCAGCCUUAGGGAGAGAGAUUUCCUAUCACAAUAGUAAGCAGUCCAGGCAUAUGAUCAUUGUGGGAGCAAUCAUACCUUAUUCUGAUUGAAGAAGACUCAUUUUAGUUUUACAUAGAUGAGGAAAGGAAAAGACUCAAUAUUAUGAUUGUCAGUUAUUGAAAAUCAGAGCUAAAUUUUCAGGAAGUUUUCUUAUUUAAAAAAUCUUUCUGUCCUUGUUGACCAGUUUUGGAAACUAGAAAUUAAGCACAGAAAUUAAGAAUAGGAAGUACUGGAGAUUUUGUCAAAAUAAAUCCCUAAAUAUUGAAUCUAAGCUGUAAGAAAUAUAUGCGGCAGGUCUCAGGCAACUAGCAAAAUACUUCCUUAACUUUGAUAUUCAAAAUAGGUAAUCUCCAGUACCCUCCUUUGGGGAAUUUUAUUUCCCCAUCCUUAACUUAUUGGUUAAUAAUAAUAAUUUAAUAAGUUAAGGAUGGGGAAAUAAAGUCUGUACUUUAAGCAUAAAUUAAGAGUAAAGGAUUUUGGAAUUUCAAAAAGUAAAUUUCUAAGAGCAUCUUAAUCCCACUGAAAUAGAAAAGAUUUAGGAAUCUAUCUCCCUGAGAACACACAAAUGUGAAGUAUUGAACACAGUGCUUGCCUUGUGUAAAGAAUGAGCACUUUACUAUUGAGACUUUAUGGGAAUCCAACUGAGGAAAAAUGCUACUGCAUUUAUAGGUAUUUUUUUUUCUAAAUGGCAUGGAAUGUUAACAAAAUUGAAAUAUACAUAAAUACAUACACACACAUAUGUGAAGCAUUUUAAUUAUUUCUAAAAACAGACUUAAGCAACUUUCAAGAUCUAUAAACUACUGUGAUUAGCAUGAAAAUUCCAGAGGGUAAUGAAAUGAUUUUCUAUGAUUUGAUGUUUGGUGAUGUUUUAAAUGCAAUAAAGCUAAAAAAUUUAAAGCAAA
Messenger RNA from Antechinus flavipes (yellow-footed antechinus), 4642 nucleotides. Its product is annotated as ankyrin repeat domain-containing protein 26-like. The record is from RefSeq and is a predicted model, not a curated record. The transcript has 18 exons. Gene Ontology annotation, molecular function: protein binding. Lineage: Eukaryota; Metazoa; Chordata; Mammalia; Dasyuromorphia; Dasyuridae. The coding region runs from base 589 to 3324 and encodes 911 amino acids.